Molecule: messenger RNA, 2385 nt
Organism: Scleropages formosus (Asian bonytongue)
Lineage: Eukaryota; Metazoa; Chordata; Actinopteri; Osteoglossiformes; Osteoglossidae
Product: heat shock 70 kDa protein-like
Exons: 2
Coding region: 230-2170 (646 amino acids)
Molecular function (GO): ATP binding; ATP-dependent protein folding chaperone
Source: RefSeq, a predicted model, not a curated record
UGUAUUUGUAUAUAAAGAGCGGCUGCCUGUGUGCGCAGCGAAAGAGCUCAGCUGAGACAGAGAGGAGGGCGAGUGCUGCGGUGCGUGAGAAUCCAAAGAAGAAGCAACUCUUCUCUCCGAGGACAAAAUUGACAAGUACUGAGGGUUACAUUCUUUCAUCCAUUGAAAAACACAGCUUGGCUUUUCUCCCAGUAAGUAAUUGCGUGGGAACCUCAAGACGAUAUUGAAAAUGUCAGCCAAAGGAUUAUCGAUCGGCGUUGACCUGGGCACCACCUACUCCUGCGUGGGUGUGUUUCAGCACGGAAAGGUGGAAAUCAUCGCCAACGACCAGGGCAACAGAACCACUCCCAGUUACGUGGCCUUCACGGACACGGAGAGGCUCAUCGGAGAUGCUGCCAAGAACCAGGGGGCCAUGAACCCCAACAACACCGUCUUUGAUGCCAAGCGGCUGAUCGGCAGGAAGUUUGAGGACCCCGUGGUGCAGUCUGACAUGAAGCACUGGCCCUUCAAGGUGAUCAGUGAUGGAGGAAAACCCAAAGUUCAGGUGGAGUACAAAGGAGAGACCAAAGCGUUCUACCCAGAAGAAAUCUCCUCCAUGGUCCUGGUGAAAAUGAAAGAGAUUGCCGAGGCUUACCUGGGACAGAAGGUGUCCAAUGCGGUCAUCACCGUGCCCGCCUACUUCAGUGACUCUCAGCGCCAGGCGACGAAAGAUGCCGGAGUGAUCGCUGGGCUGAACGUGCUCAGGAUCAUCAAUGAACCCACAGCAGCUGCCAUCGCUUACGGUCUGGACAAAGGCAAGAAGGGCGAGCGCAACGUCCUGAUCUUCGACCUGGGGGGAGGCACUUUCGACGUGUCCAUCCUGACGAUCGAGGAGGGGAUCUUUGAGGUGAAGGCCACGGCGGGAGACACUCACCUGGGUGGGGAGGACUUUGACAAUCGCAUGGUCAGUCACUUUGUGGAGGAGUUCAAGAGGAAAUGCAAGAAGGACAUCAGCCAAAACAAGAGGGCGCUGAGGAGGCUGCGUACGGCAUGCGAACGGGCCAAGAGAACCCUGUCCUCGAGCUCGCAGGCCAGCAUCGAGAUUGACUCUCUGUACGAAGGCAUCGACUUCUACACGUCCAUCACCAGGGCGCGCUUCGAAGAGCUGAACUCGGACCUCUUCAGAGGAACGCUGGACCCGGUGGAAAAAGCCUUGAGAGAUGCCAAAAUGGACAAGUCGCAGAUCCACGAUAUCGUGCUGGUUGGAGGCUCCACCCGAAUCCCUAAGAUCCAGAAGCUGCUGCAGGAUUUCUUCAACGGCAGGGAGCUGAACAAGAGCAUCAAUCCAGACGAAGCGGUGGCCUACGGUGCAGCUGUACAGGCAGCCAUCCUCAUGGGUGACACGUCUGAGAACGUCCAGGACCUGCUGCUGCUGGACGUGGCACCUCUGUCUCUGGGCAUUGAGACGGCAGGAGGAGUCAUGACUCCCCUCAUCAAACGCAACACCACCAUCCCCACGAAACAAACCCAGACCUUCUCCACGUACUCAGACAACCAGCCAGGAGUCUUGAUCCAAGUGUACGAAGGAGAAAGAGCCAUGACCAAGGAUAACAACCUGCUGGGCAAGUUUGAACUGAGCGGCAUCCCUCCUGCCCCACGGGGAGUCCCCCAGAUCGAAGUGACCUUUGACAUCGACGCAAACGGCAUCCUGAACGUGUCGGCGGUGGACAAGAGUACCGGUAAAGAGAACAAGAUCACCAUCACCAACGACAAGGGCCGCCUGAGCAAGGAGGAUAUCGAGAGGAUGGUGCAGGAGGCCGAAAAAUACAAGGCCGAUGACGACCUCCAGAGAGAGAAGAUUGCCGCUAAGAACUCCCUGGAAUCGUACGCCUUCAACAUGAAGAGCAGCGUGGAGGAUGAGAACCUCAAAGGCAAGAUCAGCGAAGAUGACAGGAAAAAGGUCCUCGAGAAGUGCAACGAGGCCAUCUCCUGGCUUGAGAACAACCAGCUGGCAGACAAAGAGGAAUAUGAGCAUCAGCUGAAAGAGCUGGAGAAAGUGUGCAGCCCCAUCAUCUCCAAGCUGUACCAGGGCGGGAUGCCGGGCGGGAUGCCGGGCGGAAGCUGUGGAAGCCAGGCGCGGUCCACAGCCAGCUGCGGCUCUCAGGGACCCACCAUUGAAGAGGUGGAUUAAAGUCAGAAGAUCUGAAAUGGACUUAAAUGAACUUUGUCUUCCCUGUUUUUGCAUUUGCCCCUGUAAUAUCGUCAAGAGAUUUCGGAGCUCCAAUGAAAGAUCUGGAAAAGGUCCUCAGAUAUGCUGAUGCUUCCACAAGUACUAUUCAAUGGUAUUUACAAUAACACAAUGUAUUUGCAAGGUGAACAAUGGAGAAGCUGGACAAAAAAAAAAAA